Cladophialophora immunda is the source of this 2133-nucleotide messenger RNA. RefSeq lists its product as uncharacterized. The record is from RefSeq and is a predicted model, not a curated record. Lineage: Eukaryota; Fungi; Ascomycota; Eurotiomycetes; Chaetothyriales; Herpotrichiellaceae. Gene Ontology annotation, molecular function: thiamine pyrophosphate binding; carboxy-lyase activity; magnesium ion binding. The transcript has 5 exons. Bases 184 to 1947 code for a protein of 587 amino acids.
CGUCCCCUGUCUAACUGCGGGACGCGCCCUUUCCGUCUACUUUGAGUCCUUACUCAGCUCAUCGGGUAUGGUUCUUGAUCCUGUAACGAGAGUAUAAAUCUCCCCGGAUAUCAAAGUCGUCGCAAUUGCUGACACUCCUCAUUCUGCUCACAUUAGCCCGACUCCGAACUCACCAACACCGCCAUGGCUGCGCCGACUAUUUGCAUGGGGCAGUACCUCUUCCGAAGAAUCAAGCAACUCGGCACAGAGCAUAUUCUAGGCGUCCCAGGAGAUUUUAACCUCACUCUUCUUGAUGAAAUCUACAACGUCUCGGGCUUGAAAUGGAUUGGCUGCUGCAAUGAACUCAACGGCGCGUAUGCUGCCGACGGCUACACCAGGAUCAAAGGCUCUCCGGCUGUGCUGGUCACGACUUAUGCUGUGGGGGAGUUGUCUGCGAUGAACGGGGUUGCCGGAGCAUACGCAGAGCAUGCGGGCAUGAUUCACAUCGUUGGGAUGCCAGCACGGUCGAUGCAGAAGGCGCGGGCAAUGCUGCAUCACACCAUGAAAGCUAACAUGGAUCACGCGACCUACAUCCAUAUGGCAGCACCAAUUCGGGAAACCCAUGCGUAUCUGAUGGACGACAAGAUUAUGGCCGAGGAGAUAGACAGAACCAUUGUGGCCUGCGUACGGAGUCGACUCCCGGUCUAUAUCUACGUUCCUGUCGAUGCGGUGCAGGUGCAACUGGACGCGAAGCGACUAGAGACACCGCUUGACGUGGGUGUGCACAACGGAGACGGCAAGAUCGAAGAUCAGAUUGUCAGCAGCAUUCUCUCGCUGAUUGAGAAAGCUUCAGACCCGGUGAUCUUGGCCGAUGUGCUCACUGUACGCCACGGUGGCCGGGAGUUGGCCAGAGAGCUCGCCGAGCUCACUCAGUUUGCGAGCUACUCUACCCCACUGUCGAAAGGCGUCAUCGACGAAACUCUCCCUUAUUACAAUGGGCUGUACAAUGGGAAAGUGUCCUUCCCUGGGGUGGCUGAGGCUAUCGAGCACUCGGACCUGGUCCUAAAUCUCGGCCCACUCCUCUCAGAUUCCAACACUGGAGGUUUCACCAGAGAAAUCAAGGACGACUACCUGGUGCUCCUCGGACACGACUCCUGUCAAGUCAAAGAUCAGAAGUUCUAUGGCGUCCAUUUCCUGCCGAUCCUAAAAAAGCUGGUUACAGAGCUGAAGGCAAAUCCUCAGAAAUACAACCUUCCUCGCCCACAAAAGGCGCCGAGAACCGAGACCCCAGUACUGAACGACUUGAAGUCUGGAGAGAUAAAACAGUCUUAUGUCUGGCAACGGCUCGGUCGGUUCUUGAGGAAAGAUGAUAUCCUUUUGGUAGAGUCUGGGACAGCCCAAUUCGGAAUGCCAGACGCCACGUUUCCACCCAAUGUCAAACUCAUCACCCAGACUUUCUGGUCUUCUAUUGGAUUCACGGUCGGUGCUUGCUUUGGAGCCCUGAUCGCGGCGAAGGAGCUGAAGUAUGCCGGACGCGUAGUCUUGAUCGUCGGCGAGGGAAGUCUCCAGAUGACAGUACAAGAGAUUGGAUCAUACAUCCGAUAUGGCUUUAAGCCCAUCAUUUUUGUCAUCAACAACAACGGAUAUGCCAUCGAGAGAGCAAUCCAUGGACCAGAGCAGGGGUACAACGACGUCAGCAUGAUGUGGGACUACCAAAAGAUGCUCGGGUUCUUUGGAGCCAGAGAGGAUACUGGUGUCAAGGCAAAAAGCCGGGCCACUAAGACGGUCGAAGAGCUUGAGGCAGUCCUGAAAGAUGACGAUUUCGCUAGUGGAAACAGUAUUCAGCUUUGCGAAAUCUUCAUGGACACAUUUGAUUAUCCGUGGAGACUGACCGAGCAGAUUGCCAUCUCUAGGGCGCGGACGAAGCGGGAUGCCGACAAGCUGACUGCGGCGUCGGGCGAGGCAUGAUCGUCUUCGCUGACGACGGAUCAUGGUUGAUAUGGAGAUGCAAUCUGUCCCAGAAACAAGAGCUUCUACAGUUCAGUGAGGGCAAGGCGGGGCAAUGAGCACCUACCUAGACUCGGUUGUAUGUGCAUAUAGUAUCAGCAGCCUUUGGCGAGGCUGAGGUCCCCUUUAGCAAGGCUUUGAUUUCAC